AUGCUACUCUCCCUGGCUCUUGUAUCUGCUUUCGCUCAAUGGUUCGCCAAAGCCCAAACCCCCGCCCCUUCUGGUCAAUUCAACGUUCUCUCUAUGAAUGUUGCGGGCCUGCCCGCGAUAUUGAAUGGAAACGGAGAAGGCAACGACGCGACUAAGCAGAAUAACACGCGACUCAUCGGCACAAACAUGGCAAAGCUCAACUACAGUGUGAUCCACGUUCAAGAGGACUUCAACUAUCACGCUUAUUUGUACUCGACCGAUACUCAUCCUUUCAGAACCGCAACCUCUGGAGGUGUCCCAUUCGGCUCCGGAUUGAACACGCUUUCCAACUUCCCCUGGUUCUCUGAUGUUAUACGUGUGAAAUGGAAGAGGUGUUCCGAUGCAUCUGAAAAUGACUGUUUGACUCCCAAAGGGUUCACCUUCAUGCGCAUCAGAUUCGACGUUGGCACAUACAUUGACUUUUAUAACCUCCAUGCCGACGCGGGGACAGAGGCUGGCGACGAGACAGCUCGAGCUGCCAAUCUACAACAAGUUGCGGACUACAUCGAUACCUGGUCUACAGGCAACGCCGUUUUGGUCUUUGGAGACACGAAUGCGCGAUACACGCGCGUUGGCGACGGGAUUCGUAUAUUCCAAACGCAGAAUGGGAUGUUGGAUGGAUGGGUAGAAAGCGUGAAAGGUGGUGUCUAUCCAACACUCAACACCAGUGCCCUUGUUUGCAAUGACGGGGUGCCAACAAACACUAGCUGUGAGGUCGUCGAUAAGAUUCUUUAUCGAUCCAACAAACUCAUCUCCCUAACCAACCACGGAUUUUCUUACGAUACGGCUAGAUUCCUGAACUCUACCGGUGGCAUGCUGUCUGACCACAAUCCCAUUCGUGUUGACUUCGAUUGGGCAUUGGCCCCGACUUGGCGACAGUCGGAUCUUCAAGGAGGGCCACAUGGCGAUUGGUUCAAUGAUCUUCCCAAUGUACCCAACGGCGCGAAAACAAAAACUUUAACUAUCAGAGGCGGUUCCAGACUAGACUCCGUAGCUCUGACUCUCACCAAUGGUCAGUCGUUUGUUCAUGGAGGCACUGGCGGCACUGCUGUCUCUCUUACACUUGCCGCUGGAGAGAAUAUCAUCGCAGGCACUCUGUGCUGGGACAAAUUCAACGGUGACACGCGAAACUUCUAUGCCUCAUUCCAGACUUCUGGAGGUCGAGUACUCAAGACUGGUGCUCAGACAUCUCAGUGUGCAACGAUGACAGCGCCGACAGGCUUUAGUAUUGUAAGCGGGACACCAAGCGCGACGAACACAGGGCCAUCACAGGCUCAGAAAAAACCAGCGACAAGGGCAAACUCGCCCAAAGAGUACAUUUACAUGAACAAGAAACAACUCUACGAGUGCGGACAAGAGAAAGGAGCAUGGGAAACAGCCACGGCGCAUGAGGCAUGCGAAGGGCUACACCAGAAAGGUGCGUUCAUCACCGACUACGAAGAAGGUGUCACCCCUAGCGUGCAACAAAUUGCGAUGACGGUGCUGCGAAUGGGGGCGGACCUGCAGAGCCGGGACGUCAACAUGGCCUGGUGCUGCAGAGCAGUAGCGAGGCUGCUGGACGAGGUAGCGAAAGACGCAGCGGAGGCGAUGGACAGAAAGAUGAACAGGGUGCUCGAGAUUCUCGAGGAGACGGGGGACAACAAGGAGGGGGAUGGAGGAGUUGCUGAGACGCAUGGAGACAACGGUACUGGAGACGUUGGAAAGGGCGGAGGAGACGGGCAGGGAAAGAGAGACGCCGAGGGGUUUCGUAUGCGGCUGCAGCAGCCAGAGCAAGCGCGAAAAACGAGGGACCAGAUAGAGAUGAUAGGCAAGGCCAACGAGAGGGAGCAGCAGUUGUGGAUUGAAGGGGCAGCGGUCGAAGGCUUGUCGGAAAAGGAAAUGGUGGAGAAGGCCAAAUACGCGAUCGAGCAUGCAGCAGAGGACGAAAGAGCGCCGGAGUGGGUGAAAGUACUGGCAGCAAGGAGGGUGAAGAAUGGGGCCCUGCUCCUCAGGAUGGCGUCAAGAGAGGCGACCGAGUGGGUGAAAGAAAGAAUGGAGAGAUUCAGCACAGGGAUGGGAGGAACAGCGCGAUACCGAGAAAGGCUCUACGACGUCGUAGUGGAGUUCGUCCCCAAGACCAUAGCGCCCAUCGGAGAGUACACCCUUAGGGAGCUGGAAGACAACAACAACAUGCGCAGAAACGACAUUGGAGCAGCGCGCUUCAUCAAACCCGAGGAACGGCACAGACCAGGACAAAAAAGUCGCCCACAUGAUAGUGGGCUUCCGCAGACCAGAGGCGGCGAACAGGUUCUUAGCGCAUGGCAUGUUCGCGGAGGGGAAGAAGGUACAGGGGAGGAAGAUGCUUACAGAACCAAUGAGGUGCCUCAAGUGCCAGAAGAUUGGCACAGGUCACGUGGCCGCGACAUGCCCAGCGAGAGAGGACACGUGCGCAAGAUGCGCAGAGAAGCAUCGAACGGGCGACUGCACAGCCGGGGAAGGGGAGAGAAAGUGCGCGAACUGCGAGGCAGCGGGAGACGAGAUGGGCUGCAGGACACAUGGGGCAGCGGACCGACAGUGCCCAGUCUUCGCAGAGAAGCUGAAGAACGCGCUGGAAAGGAACCCGGACGCGAAAUACACAUUCUUCCCCGUGCCAGAAGACAAGACGACGUGGCUAGAGGUUGGGAAGAACACCAUAGAAGAAGAGUAUGA
Molecule: messenger RNA, 2727 nt
Organism: Mycena indigotica
Lineage: Eukaryota; Fungi; Basidiomycota; Agaricomycetes; Agaricales; Mycenaceae
Product: Jacalin-type lectin domain-containing protein
Exons: 7
Coding region: 1-2727 (908 amino acids)
Cellular component (GO): cytoplasm
Molecular function (GO): sphingomyelin phosphodiesterase activity
Source: RefSeq, a predicted model, not a curated record